CAAAACCUUCCUGCCUGCACCUUCAGACUAAGCCAUGGCGUUCCCAUUCUUGGAAGCUGUUAUCGGUUUUAUGAUUUUGAUGUACAACUUUGAAACUUAUUUGGAUUUGCGCCAACAUGCUGCUCUUAAACUUCCAACACUUCCUAGAACCUUGGAAGGAGUAAUAAGCCAAGAAAAAUUUGAGAAGUCGCGAGCCUACUGUCUUGAAAGAAGCAACUUCCAUUUUGUUCACGAUUUUGUGACAUUACUUAUGGACACAGCAAUUUUGUUCUAUCGGAUUUUGCCUUGGUUUUGGAAGAAAUCAGGAGAUUUUGUGGUCUUAGCUGGCCUAAAUGCCGAAAAUGAAAUACGGCAUACCCUUUCUUUUUUAGCUGGUGUGAUGAUCUGGGAACAGAUCACAGAUCUACCAUUUUCUCUCUAUUCCACAUUCGUGAUUGAGGCUCGUCAUGGUUUCAAUAAGCAAACAAUAUGGUUGUUCUUGAAAGACAUGUUAAAAGAAAUGUGUCUUUCUGUUAUUCUUGCCCCACCUAUUGUGUCUGCAAUCAUUGUGAUUGUACAGAAUGGAGGUGCUUACUUGGUCAUUUAUCUUUGGACAUUCAUGCUUGUCCUCUCUUUUGUGAUGAUGACGAUCUACCCUACUUUAAUAGCCCCACUCUUCAACAAGUUCACCCCUCUUCCGGAGGGUCAGCUGAGGGAGAAAAUUGAGAAGUUCGCUUCUUCCCUCAAGUUUCCAUUGAAGAAGUUGUUUGUUGUUGAUGGAUCUAUAAGGUCAAGUCACAGCAAUGCCUAUAUGUAUGGAUUUUUCAAGAACAAGAGGAUUGUUCUUUAUGAUACACUGAUCCAGCAGUGCAAAAAUGAUGAGGAAAUUGUAGCUGUUCUAGCUCAUGAGCUAGGCCAUUGGAAGCUUAAUCACAGUGUUUACUUAUUCAUUUCUAGGCAGAUCCGUACACUUUUACACUUCGGGGGAUAUGCUCUCCUGAGAAACUCCAGCAGUCUGUUUCAGAGUUUCGGGUUUGACACUCAACCAGUAAUUAUUGGUCUCAUCAUAUUUCAGUAUACCAUAACACCUAUCCAGUACCUUGUAAACUUCGCUCGUAACCUUGUGAGCCGAGCUUUUGAGUUUCAGGCUGAUGCUUUUGCUAAGAAACUUGGUUAUGCCUCUUCACUCCGAGCCAGUCUUGUUAGGCUACAGGAAGAGAACUUGUCAGCUAUGAACACUGAUCCUUGGUACUCGGCAUAUCACUAUUCACAUCCCCCACUUGUUGAAAGGUUGGCUGCAAUCGGUGAAACAGACAAGAAAGCAGACUGAUAUGUGAAACCUAUGGAUGAUCAGCAGCACAAAGACGAUUUCUUAUCAAUCUUAAUCGACAAAUUGUACGUACUUUGCUCAUCAUGAUCAUCAAGUACUAGUAUCUGUCUUAAUAUUUAUAGUAAAUCAAUGACAAUGGAUCCGCAUGGCGCAUCACCUUGCC
Molecule: messenger RNA, 1472 nt
Organism: Fragaria vesca subsp. vesca
Lineage: Eukaryota; Viridiplantae; Streptophyta; Magnoliopsida; Rosales; Rosaceae
Product: CAAX prenyl protease 1 homolog
Exons: 14
Coding region: 35-1309 (424 amino acids)
Biological process (GO): CAAX-box protein processing
Cellular component (GO): endoplasmic reticulum membrane
Molecular function (GO): metalloendopeptidase activity
Source: RefSeq, a predicted model, not a curated record